GCACAGCAUGAGUUUCAUUUAUUGACACCAUCAGCAUCAGUCAAUACUUUCGACUUUGGGGUGGAAAGGACCAGAAUCAUCUUCAAACAGGAUGAAACUGCUGGAAAUUAUUUUGCUUGCAGUCAUUUUAGUUGGAAGCUACCAAACACAGGCAUUCAAGCAAAAACAUCAACCGCCAGAUAACCAAGAUGGAAAUCAGGGCAUCCCUGAGCAAUGGAAAGACAAAAAAUCUUCUAAACAUAUGAACACCAAGCAGCUAGUUAAUCCAGAAGAAAAAAAAGAGCUUGGCAAACAAAGACAUAAAAAAACAGGACAUGAAAAUCAUGAAAAGUUUCCAGAGAAAUUAGCCACACUCGAGAAUGUAGCUGAACCAGGGAAAUAUGUGACAAUAGAAAUACACAGAAGGUCAGGGAAGCCAGGAAAACAUUAUAAACAUGGAAAGCCAGGAAAGCCCACAAGGCCAGGAAAGCCAGAGAAACCAUAUAAACAUGGAAAGCCAGGAAAGCCCACAAGGCCAGGAAAACCAGGGAAACCAUAUAAACAUGGAAAGCCAGGAAAGCCCACAAGGCCAGGAAAGCCAGAGAAACCAUAUACAUAUGGAAAGCCAGGGAAACCAUAUAAACAUGGAAAACCAAGAAAGCCAGGGAAACCAUAUAAACAUGGAAAGCCAGGAAAGCCAGGGAAACCAUAUGAACUUGAAAAGCCGGGAAAGCUUGAGAAAGAAGAAAGACCAGAUGAAACAAGACUCUGUGAGAAUUAUGAACAACCAGAGGAACCAGAGGACCCGGAGGAACUAGAGGAAAAAGAGGAAUUAGAGGACCCAGGAAAACCAGAUGAACCAGAGGAUCCAGAAGAACAAGAGGAGCCAGAGGAUCCAGAAGAACCACAGAAUCCCGAGGAUCCCGAACCUGAGAAUCCUGAGGAGCCAGAAGAACCAGAGAAUCCUGAGGACCCAGGAGAACCAGAGGAUCCACAAAAUCCUGGGGAAACAGAGGAUCCAGAGGAGCCAGAGGAUCCUGAAGAUCCUGAAGAACCAGAGGAGCCAAAAGAACCAGAUGAUCCAGAAGAACCAGAGGUUCCUAAAGAACCAGAGGAUCCAGAGGAGCCAGAAGAACCAGAGAAU
Molecule: messenger RNA, 1123 nt
Organism: Solea senegalensis (Senegalese sole)
Lineage: Eukaryota; Metazoa; Chordata; Actinopteri; Pleuronectiformes; Soleidae
Product: sporozoite surface protein 2-like
Exons: 5
Source: RefSeq, a predicted model, not a curated record